Teleopsis dalmanni is the source of this 1818-nucleotide messenger RNA. RefSeq names its product pickpocket protein 19-like. The transcript has 7 exons. Gene Ontology annotation, biological process: sodium ion transmembrane transport. The record is from RefSeq and is a predicted model, not a curated record. Lineage: Eukaryota; Metazoa; Arthropoda; Insecta; Diptera; Diopsidae. Bases 1 to 1686 code for a protein of 561 amino acids. Gene Ontology annotation, cellular component: membrane. Gene Ontology annotation, molecular function: ligand-gated sodium channel activity.
AUGUAUAUUGGAAAGCAAGAACUUUUCUUAUCCGAUGACAGUGUUUGGGAGUAUAAAUUAAUGCAAAAUUUUAUAAAACCUAGAAAUUCGUUAAUUCAAAAUCAAAAUGUGAGGAAAAACAAAAAUUGGAAGCAAAUUGUUUCUGACUCAACUGAACAGUUCGGACAGGAAACAACAAUCCAUGGACUUAAUCGUUUAAUCACAAAAGCGACUGGAAGAUUCGAACGUUCAAUAUGCUCGCUGUGCCAAUACUUAUGUUCGGCACUUACCGUUUGGUUUGUUGCUAUUUUUCUGGCAUUGGGAAUUUUAAUUUAUGUAAGCCUCAUUAUUGCUGCACGUUACCAACAGAAACAGUUCCAAACUGUCAUUGAUACGACGAGUUGUCCAGUGUAUAAAAUACCUUUUCCGGAGUUAACAAUCUGCAAUCAGAAUCGCUUAAAUUGGUCACGUUUAGAUGAGGCAAAGAAACGUUUUCUUAGUAAGCAACAUCAGGCAAAGGAUUACGUAUCUCAAUUAUUUGCGGAUGUGCUUGCACGUUACGAUAUGCUCACUUUCGGUAAAUUCGAUAGAUUCGACAAUUUAACCACUCAACAACUGAAAACUUUAAAUUACAUUAAUUUCACGUCUGUGGUGGUUUUCAUGUCUUGGCGCUGCGACGAGAUUUUAGCCAAUUGCACAUGGCAACGCAAAUCCUUCAAUUGUUGUGAAAUAUUCUUUCCACGUAAAUCACAGUACGGAUAUUGUUUGGCUUUCAAUUCAAUCCUUUCACCACAGGGCUUGCGUAAGCAAACUUUGGACUCGUUUUGGCCUUGGCGCAAUGGCGCUGAUAGUCCUGGCAGCGGCUUGACUGUUAAGGCUUUAAUUAAAGAAUAUAAUCACUGUCCAGCAAAUAUAAACGAUAAAGGAAUCAUUUCAAUGCUCGUGGAACCGUCCGUUUAUUUUGAUUAUCCCAUUUCUGUUUCGGCUAAUACCAGAACAACAAUUUCCAUUAAUGCUAUUAUGCAUUUUUAUGACGAUGUUACAAGAAACGUUCCCUCCGAUAUUAGGGAAUGUAUAUUUGAGAACGAACAGGAUAGUCCAUACUUCACAACACUUGCGGGUCAAAAAUACAUGUAUGAGAAUUGUCAAACUGUUUGUCAACAGGAAUAUCUAAUGACUUUAUGCAACUGUACUGUUGAUUUAUUUUAUCUUUCAGGACAAUAUCCUAGUUGCAAACUAAGUGAUCUACCAUGUCUGGUACGAUAUAAUGAUCGAUUGCAGUUUUUUGAACAAUUGGGAGAGAAUGAAUUUAUCGAUACGAAUAUAACUGGAAUACAAUGUAAAUGCUAUCUGAACUGUUACUCCUUGACAUAUAUAACUGAUGUGCGUUCGGUGGUACUGAAAGAGAGCAAAAGGUCGGUCAAUAAUUCCUUUAUUGAAUUAGAUUUCUUUUAUGCGCGUAACACAUUAAUGGUUUUUAAAACGACUCUUAAGUACACCUGGGUUGAUAUUUUAGUAUCUUUUGGAGGAAUCAUAGCAUUAUGCUUGGGGUGCUCAUUGAUAAGUUUCGUUGAGUUGCUAUAUUUUCUUUUCAUGGAUGUUCCAAGUUGUCUGUGGCAUGAAGGGAAAGAAGCGGAAAAACUUAAAAUUAAAGAGCUGAAAAUAAAAGAAAAUCUUAAUCGAAUUUUGCACGUUCAUAAAAGAUAAUAUGUAAUUAUCACAAAUAAUAUUUGAAAUCUAUAGUAACAUAUACUAUCUUGAGUACUCUUUAGAUUUGCACAGUUUUUAUGUCACUGAGUUAUAGAAAUCGAAGUACCGCAUAUAUUUUUUAUACUUAUA